UUUAAAACACCUCUUUCCCCUCAAAAAAGGUAGUCCCUUUUCCUACCCAGUUCUACUGCUGCAUUAACUAAAGCAUCUAAUAAUCAUGUUUUGGUGUAAGAUGACAACCUUUUAAUUUCCAUGUGAGCAACUUACCCUUCAUUCCUUCUCCCUUCCUGUUUUGGUUUCGUUUUUAAUUGGCUUGUGUUUACAUUGAGGGAGAUAAAUUGUUACCUGCUCCUUCUAGCAGAAGUGCCUGUUUCAUUUUCCAGCAGCUCUAAGGAUAUCUUUGAGCUCUUGCAGCAGUGUCUGGUGGAAGCAGUGAAUUCCUCAGGAGAUGUUUGUUAUUUGAUCCUAGCUGCUUCAAGAGCCCAGUGCUGUAUUGAAUGAAGUUUGAAGUAAAACAUGAAGUUUCAAAUCAGACUUGCUGAUUCUGAAGUGCCAUUGCUAUGACUCGUUUUCUUAGUGUUUUCAGCCUGAAAUUGAGGAAACCAAGGAAAGCAGCAGUGAAUGUAUGGUUGGCCUGUCUACUAUAUGAAAAGGAUAGCACAGCCUCAGAGAGAAAUUGCAAUUUAACCUUUGUACAGUCGAGUUUUCUAGUACAUGCCUGCUGCUGGCUGCCCAUGUAACAAAGCAGCUGAGUGUUAUUGCAUGGCCCUGGCUGGGGGCAGAAGCUCCUCUCUGCUUCAGAGUUUGUGGUUGAUUGUGCUUGUCAAGGCCCUGGAAAUUUGAGGUGCUGUAGAGAAUAGCACUGGGUUGGAGUUUGGUGUGCUGGCUUGCUUGGAGCACUGUGUCUGUUGUGUGCAGUUCUCACUUCUUCCCAGACUCAUUGGGGUUUGCUUUCUUGUGGUGGAAGAGCGGUUUCCUGUCAAGACAUCACAUCCUGCCAGAAUGCCUGGGACUCUGAAAGCAGUUUGACACUGUGAUAAGAUGGAUUGAAACUCUUAGCUAAAACAACUGUGAAAUAUUACACUGCUUGAACUGAAAACACCCUUAUAGUAAGGGAUUUGGGGUUUUUUUUCUUCUUUUUCCCCUCCCCUGUUUUUUUCUGUUUUGUUUGUUUGUUUGUUUUCCCUACAUGGACUACUUUUGGGGAGAGCAACUGGACUUGUUUUCAGAGCAGCAAUUCCCCAGGAAAGUUUUGGGAGUGAAAUUCUGCCAGCUAAAGCUGUGAGUUGCAACGCCCCUCCAGGAGUCUCACCUCAGUCUCUCUCUCCUAAGAGGCAGGGGCUGGAGUACUUGCUCAUAGCCAGGUUCUCUCUCUUCAAAAAUCAGGUCAACCUCCAUGGGUUUUUUGUUUCUGAUGGUGUAGGUAAAAUGUCUGGGAAGGCAACAGAGCAAGCUGUGUCCAGGGAGAAUACAGGGUAUAGGCAAGCUGCUCAGGAACUGUGCUGUAUCUGGGUUUGACCAGGUCUUUAUAGCACCCUGGAGGGGAAUAAUUCACACAGGAACCUGAAAAGGGAAAUAACUGACAUUCUACCUGCAGUGUUAACCCAUACAGUACCUGGAUAUUUGUCUGUAUUGAAAGGAUGGGAAUGUUGCUGUUAUUGUCUUACAGUCCCAGUGCCUGGGAGUCUGAUGAUACUGAAAGGAUCAGCUAUUUGAGGAUGUUGUGUAAUGAAGAGUGACCAAGAGCAGAGAGGGUUGGUGUCAUGGCCUCACAUUUUUUGUGUCUAGCCCCAGAGCGUCCAUCUCUGCCUGGGUAUUUUGUACAUGUGGCCCCCAAUCAACUCCCUAGUAAAAAAAAAUCCCUCUGAUUCAGCAAAGAAAAUGACUGCAACAUGUUACACAGUGCAGCAGUGAGGCUUCAAGAAGGAGAUGAGAUAAAAUAAUACCUUAAAAGCUGACCUUGCCGACCCAGUGUUCCCUCCUCAGGCUGCAGAACAUGACAUGGAUGCUGUUGGAGGCUGCUGAGCUGAUUGCUUGGGAGCCUGCAGCUGCCUGGUCAUCUGCAACACAGAUACAGCCUCAGCAGCAGUAAUGCAGCUGUGUCUCUGCCCAGGUUACUUGAAAUGAACAGAGACAAGUCAGUCACCUCAAGAGGCAGGUCAGAAGUGAGUGAAUUUCUCUUCCUGGCUCACCCUAUCUUGUCUCUUCCUUGCCGGUUGUGCUGUGGACCACUGAUUAGUGGUGGGUGAAGCUAUUUGUAGUUGGGGGUGACUUCUCUCCUCCUCCAAACUCUCCUGACUUACAGACUUCCUUUUCCCCCUCCCCAUGACUGCAAUGGCACUGAAUUUGCAAGAGUCUUAAGCCAAAUGUCAUUAGUACAAAUUCCUUUUCAAGUGACUUCAUGCAACUGCAUAAUUUAAUGUCAGUGUCUGGAAACAUUGAGUUGAAGCUUUGUCCUUUUUUUAAGCAUUUUAACCGCUCAGGUUGAUGCUUGGUGUGAUUUUUUUCUGUAUAGAAAAGAUGCAUUGCUGCUGAUGGCUUUUGGUAUAAAGAGACUCCCAUGAGUCCAGGAAUACAAAGGUCCUAAUUCAGCUUGCAGAACUUUGCCUCUGUAGUAUUUGUAUUUUUCUUGAUGGAGUAGCAGGGCAGGAGAGAAGUGUGGAGGGGCUAAUGUUAGAUAGGAGCAAUGAAUUUAGAAGUUCAUGGUUUUGGGAAAUUAGGAAGGAUGUUUGUGUCCUAUGUCCAGAGGUUUAGAGGAAAAAAAAAAAAAAAAAGAGCAACAGCCAAUCAGUUGUUACUGCACCAAUAACAAAAUGGCUUUAUAGUGAGUGUGGCCUUGCAUGCUUUGUUGAGAAUCACUGAUUUUACUCCUAUAGUGUUCAUCACUGCUACAUGUCUGCAUCAAAGGAUUGCUGGGGAAGUCAGAUGUGCCAGUGCCCUCAUAUGCACAGUUGCCUAAACCUGUGGUAGGAUGUAUGGGUUCUUUCAGCUCAUUUACUUGCUAAAUUGAAGCGUGGAUCUGAUCUAAUAGAUUCUAUGUGUCAUGUUCUGAGUGGAAAAGUAUACUCUAAUGUAUUAGAAAAAUUUCCUUGUGUGUGACUGCCACAAGUUCAAUACUUUUUCCAUGCUGCUGUAGAGUUUGAGUUCUGAUUCCUCUUAAAGAAACUGUAUACCCUGUGGUAACUUUAAAACUGCUAUCUACCCUGUCUUAGCACUCAGAGGUAAGAAAAAAUGAAUAAAAGUGGUGGUGGAAUGAGUUCUGAUUUGACUUUGUUCUUGAGAGUUUGGAAAAUGAAAUACAAACAUCCUCUUUCAUGUGGGACACAACUGUUUACAACACAUCCUUUUAUUUCUUGCCUCUUUCCCCUCUGCCAGGUGCAGAAUAUCUUUGCACUCUUUUUGUGUUUCUCCCCUGGGAGCAGAGGGAUUGCUUGGUUUGUGUGGAGUUGGGCCGUUGGGAGUAUGGGAAAGGGAUGCAGUGCAUGGCCCAAAUGUGUUUGAUCCUGUUCUCGAAGGAGAGAAGGUUGGGGAACAUCCCUUCUCCUCCUCUCUCUCCCCCUUCCUCUCUUUUUCCUGUCUCCUUCCAAAAAAGGGACUGGAUGUUAGAUAUUGACCUAUCACAAUGUGGGUCAGUCCACAAAAAAAAAAAAAAAAAAGAGGAGGAUGGGGGGAGGAGGGCUGUGCAAAUACAGUGAGACAACAGAAAUUAAUAGAGCAGAAAAAAACUCUGGAAAGAAGAGUGCAUGGCUCAGGGUAAAAGGGUUUUGUUGUUGAUUCUGAGUUUUUUAAUGGGUGCGUGGGGAGGGGAAGCUUCUCUUAGGAUGGCUAUAGGCACUAUAGGCUAGGAACAUGGGUGGGGGCUGUGUGAGCUGCAAGUGCAGAAGAUUUUUGUGGUAUUCUCAGAUUUUAAUUUCCCUAAAAUGAGAAGCAUAGGGGUGUGACCUUGUUGAAGGUUAAAUUGUUUGUGUGUACAGUGCGGUCUUAUGUGUAUGUGGGCAUGGGAUCAUCUCUUGAGUAUGGCUUAGUGGGUGUGGACCUUGCCAUGUGGUUUGGUCUGCCUUAGGUGCCUGACUCCUCUGCCUUCUUCUUCUGAGCUGAUGGCUCCCUGCUCCACUCUUGCUGCUGGCCCUGCUGGUCUCCUGUCCCAGUGACACUUUCCCCUUGUUUCACUGACUGUACUGACAGCUGUGAAAUUGUGACUGGCGUCUCUUCAGACUGCUCACUCCUCUAAAGAAAUAACACUGAGGAGAGCUGCAUUGGAUCUGCACUUGUGCAGACAAGCACGUUAAGCUGACAGGGGGUGCAGCAGCUGCAGAUGCAAGCACUGCGUGUGUUUGUGAGUCUGGUCUUGGCUCGUGGGCAGCUCUUUAGCAAUCCCAACUGGAACCUCACACCAAAAGGCACCAUGAUUAUGAUGACUGAUGUCACUGCAGCCCCCAGAUUGGGGUCAACUGCCACCACUCCAGCUGUGGCUCCUAACUUCUCCUGGAUGCCAGAGGAUGGCAGCCCCACGGCUGUGGAGCAGCCAAUAUUCCUCAUGACCACUGCUGCUCAGGCUAUCUCAGGUUUCUUUGUAUGGACAGCUUUGCUCAUCACCUGCCAUCAGAUCUACAUGCACCUCCGCUGCUACAGCUGCCCCAACGAGCAGCGCUACAUCGUUCGCAUCCUCUUCAUUGUGCCCAUUUAUGCCUUUGACUCCUGGCUCAGUCUCCUGUUCUUCACCAAUGACCAGUACUAUGUUUACUUUGGCACAGUGCGGGACUGCUAUGAAGCCUUUGUAAUAUACAACUUUCUCAGCCUCUGCUAUGAGUACUUGGGAGGGGAGAGCUCCAUCAUGUCUGAGAUCAGAGGGAAACCAAUUGAGUCCAGCUGUGUGUAUGGGACUUGCUGCCUGUGGGGAAAGACAUAUUCAAUUGGAUUCCUGAGAUUCUGCAAACAGGCUACCCUGCAGUUCUGUGUGGUGAAGCCCCUCAUGGCCAUCAGCACAGUCAUCCUUCAGGCCUUCGGCAAGUACCAGGAUGGUGACUUUGAUGUAACCAGUGGCUACCUCUAUGUGACGAUCAUCUACAACAUCUCUGUCAGCCUGGCACUGUAUGCCCUCUUCCUUUUCUACUUCGCCACACGUGAGCUGCUCAGUCCCUAUAGCCCAGUCCUCAAGUUCUUCAUGGUGAAGUCUGUCAUCUUCCUGUCCUUCUGGCAAGGGAUGCUGUUGGCCAUCUUGGAAAAGUGUGGUGCCAUCCCCAAAAUCCACUCUGCUAAUGUGUCUGUGGGUGAAGGCACAGUGGCUGCUGGCUAUCAAGACUUCAUCAUUUGUGUGGAGAUGUUCUUUGCAGCCAUUGCCCUGCGCCACGCCUUCACAUACAAGGUGUAUGUGGACAAGAGAAUUGAUGCCCAAGCUGUUCCAUCAUAUGGGCCAUACGGUCGCUGUGCUCCCAUGAAGAGCAUCUCCAGCAGCCUCAAGGAGACCAUGAAUCCCCAUGACAUUGUCCAAGAUGCGAUCCACAACUUCUCUCCAGCCUACCAGCAGUACACGCAGCAGUCGACGCUGGAGCACGGGCCGCCCUGGCGCAACGGCAGCCACGUGAUCUCGCGCUCCCACAGCUGCUCCGGGGCCCGUGACAACGAGAAGACCCUCUUGCUGAGCUCUGAUGAUGAAUUCUAGGAGGGGAAACUGCCAGCACAGGCUGUCGUGUUCCUUCUUUUUUUUUUGUUUUUUUAAUAAUUUAUUAAUGCAGAAAUACACAAGUCAUAUCACUUCCUAGAGAGUAAAGAUUGCAGAAGUGAGCACUUCCCAUUAGCUUUUGUGGGUACGGACACAAUGAGCAAUGUGGAGGUGGCAGAAUGGCCAGGACUCCAUGCUCGAGCCCAUUCCUUAUGGCAGCAAUCAAACUGAAUUGAUUCAAGCAAAGCUCCAGGGUUUGGGGCUCUGGCUUCCCACACCUGCCCAGCUUGGUGUGGAGUGUGACUGACUGGAGCCUAGAGUUGUAGCCAAAAAUGUUCUUGAUUUUUUUCUAACAGGACAACCUGACUGCUUUCUAUUUCUUUUCCUGAAUGGUUUAUUUAGGCACAGUUUUCUCUCCAGCUCCCUGGUACUAACAUCUCUGUGAUCCUUGGGAAAUAGGAUGGGGAUGCAGCCAUAAGCAUUCCUGAGGACCACACCAGAGACUGGUCUUUCUAAAUAGCCAUUGCCCUGAGUGCUAAGUAAGGAACAUCUGUCCCUACCCUCCUGAGCACCUGGUUGUGGGUCCUGGAGUCAUUGAGGGAGCGAAGAAAGGGGAAAAGGACAGAGCUGUGUGUUCCUGGGCUCCCUGCAUCUCAAGUUGCUAUAAAAGCUUGUUGAAGCUCAGUGGGGACAGAAUUAUAUUUUCACAAGGGUGGAGUUUUUUAAUCACCAGGUGUCCAAGCUUCCCAUCUCCCUGGCGUUCCUGUGGCAGGAAGCCUCCCUGGAGCAUCUUUCUCCUGCUAACAAGACUGAGGACUGGCUAUGGUAGAUGGUGAAAGUUUGUAGAGCUCUGGCCCCUUCACCCCUCUUUGGGAAGGGAAGAUAUGUAAACACAAAAUCAGUCUUUCUUCUUGUUUCCUGUCCCCCAUCAUCACAUCUGCCCCUGUAAGAGGUAGGUGCCAGAGCAGGUCCUGGUCUCUCACAGGUAGCUCUUCCCAUGCUCAUCAUCACUGACUUCCUCUGAGCUACAGGAGUUUUACCCUUAGGCUGGAAUAUUCAGGAAGGAACGUUGCACACUCCUUUGUUUUUUAUCUCUGUAGCUAUUCUGGGGCAGACUGGAGCAGACUUGAAACCUGACAUGACCUGGCUGGUCAAAUUUGUCUCUUUUAUUUUCUCAGGCAGCAAUUGCUGCUGCUGCUGCUGCACAUUUCACAGGCUCUGCUGUACCUGCAGUGCUAUAAAGGGUGGAACCAGCGUCCAUGAAAGUGGGAGAAGCAUCCCCUUGCUUCUGUUGGGUUUUGGAUGAACCCAUGAGUACUUAGUGGAGCCAAAACAAAAGUGAUCCCUCUGUAGAUCUAUCCAGGGACCAUGAAAUGCCUCUUGCUUGCUUAAAAUUUUCUAGGAGAAAAGUAGGCAGCACACUCAAGUGCUACAGCUCAGAUGCUCCUACCUGCAAGCAGGAAACAAAAUUGAGAGACUGGAGCAAGCUGCUGUGUUCAGCUGUAGUUUCUCUGUUCCUCUCCUGCUUUAUGCCUCCCCUGUCAAGAGCAGACCUGGGUGAUUCUGGAUUGCUCCUUGCUGUCCUGCCAGGAGAACUGGAGUCUGGUUUGCCACCUGGAGUUUACCUUUCCAUUUGUUUCUUGAUCCAUUUGCUUGUUCAUUGAGUGUCUCAGAAGCAACAGUGAGUGAAGAGCACCUCAUUUAUUCAGCACCUCUGCCCAAGUUGGGCAAAAAGGCUUGAAGAGAGGCAGGUUUGCUCUCUGCUGUGAGCAUUAGAUAGGGAAAAGCUUAAGGAUAGUGCCUCCUCCUGUACUGAUGUUUCUGGGAGAUAGCGAAGCAGGUGAGAGCAGCAGUACUGUUGAGGGAGCUGGAGGGAGGGUCAGUGGAUCCAGCAGCUUCUCUCUGCUGGAUUUCCCCAUUCACACACAUCCUGCAAUGCCAUGCUGUUGGUUAUUAAUUUUCCUAAGUUUGUGACUGCUUCAUUAGACAUGCAAACACAUUCUGCCAGGCUUUGUGUGGGCUUGGUGUAAAAUUUCCUCAUGCAUAAGCUGCUGGAAAGCAGGGCUGAAGGUUGAACAGACUUUGCUUCUGUUUUCUAUGGUUUUGAUUAAUAUUCCUUUAAUGUGAGAUACUGAUGUUACUCUCUCUCACUUAGGAAAGUGGGACAUGAGACAUGAUCCCAUACUCCCCUUUUUUUGCAUUUGCAGGCCUUGAUGUCCCAGUAUCACUUGGUGACUGCCCCCAAUCUUUGUUGCAUUUGGGUGGCUGGAAUCUGUGUGAUUGCCCCAUUGAGCAUGGAGGUGGUCCAGGCUUAGAGAAACAUGUCUUAGAACUUAUUUUGAAAUGUCUCCUGCAUACAUACAUAUAUAUAUAUGUGUAUGUGUGUGUGUAUAUAUAUAUAUGCACUGUGCAGAGGUUCUGGAUAUUCUUAAAGCAUCCUGUGUGUAAUGGUUUCAAGUAUAAUUCUUUUGAACCAGCUGCCUUCAGAGGAGCCUGGUGAGCUAGUACUCACCAGCCCUACUUUAUAAUUUUAUAAAUAUAUAUAUAUGUUUUUUAACACCACACAAAAUCAUCCAUCACUGAGCUUCCUGCUCUUCCUUGUGUCCGGCAAGUGCCAGAGCAAGCACUGGCUCUGAAGCCACUUUGUGUUGGAGGAACAAAUAUGAGAUCCAGAGCUUGAGACCAAAAAGGCCAAGGCAUCCAUGGUCUUGUUGGUCUGCUCAAGGUAGCCCAGGACCCAGGAAAUGUGCCAGUUCCAGGAGCAGACCCUUGGAGCUGCUCUCCCUCACCUGCUUCCGCUCUCCUUCCUUCCUUCCUUUUUUGUUUACUAUGUAACAUACCCAUGGGAUUUGUUUAUUAUUUUUCCAUAUAGAGUAGUUCUUUGUAUAUAAAUGACUGAAAAAAAAAGUAUGAUAAAUAAGACAGAGUCACCUAGUUUUGUACCUAUUGUGUUUAACUGAUGUGAGCUCAGCGACAAGCCGCUCUCUAUUUUGGUCUUUGUGACGUUAUACUCCGCAGAAAUGAGCAAAUAUGAUGACAAAUAAAAAUAUAGAGAUAAUAUAGAUUGUA
Molecule: messenger RNA, 8599 nt
Organism: Passer montanus (Eurasian tree sparrow)
Lineage: Eukaryota; Metazoa; Chordata; Aves; Passeriformes; Passeridae
Gene: TMEM184B
Product: transmembrane protein 184B
Exons: 10
Coding region: 4184-5530 (448 amino acids)
Biological process (GO): transport
Molecular function (GO): transporter activity
Source: RefSeq, a predicted model, not a curated record